This is a messenger RNA of Theobroma umbraticum, 1249 nucleotides long. Its product is annotated as peroxidase 27-like. The record is from RefSeq and is a predicted model, not a curated record. Lineage: Eukaryota; Viridiplantae; Streptophyta; Magnoliopsida; Malvales; Malvaceae. Gene Ontology annotation, molecular function: heme binding; peroxidase activity. Gene Ontology annotation, biological process: response to oxidative stress; hydrogen peroxide catabolic process.
CAAAUCAAGUCUCAUUAAUCUCCUCAGGACAAAAUGGCUACAGGCCAAAAGCUUCUCUCCUUUCUCCUUUUGCAGCUGAUUCUUGUUCUUCUGGUCUCAGACCUCAGCAAUGCAGAGGGCUUGAAACUCGGGUAUUACUACAAGACCUGCCCUAAAGCAGAGUCUAUUAUCAGGAAGACAACUUACCGAUUCAUUUCUCGAGCUCCAACUCUUGCAGCUCCUUUGCUUAGGAUGCAUUUCCAUGACUGCUUUGUUAGAGGAUGUGAUGGUUCAGUGCUUCUAAAUUCCACAAAGAACAGCCAAUCAGAGAAAGCUGCAAUUCCCAACCUAAGUUUGCGAGGCUUCCAUGUGAUUGAUGCUGUAAAAUCCGCAGUCGAAGAAGCAUGCCCUGGUGUGGUUUCCUGUGCAGAUAUCGUUGCCUUAGUAGCUCGAGAUUCAGUUUCCAUGAUAUAUGGACCCUUCUGGGAAGUUCCCCUUGGACGAAGAGAUGGAAGAGUUUCACUCUUGAGUGAGGCCUUCGCAAACUUGCCUUCUCCUUUUGCCAACAUAACUACACUUAAACAAAUGUUUGCUGUUAAGGGUUUAAGCCUAAAAGAUCUGGCCGUUCUAUCAGGAGGACACACCAUUGGCACAUCUCAUUGCAACGCAUUCACCAACCGUCUCUACAAUUUCACUGGCAAAGGCGACACAGACCCAUCAAUGGAUCCAAACUACAUUGUGAAAUUGAAGCAAAAAUGUAAGCCAGCAGACACAACUACGCUGGUGGAGAUGGACCCUGGAAGCUUCAAGACCUUCGACGAAGAUUACUUCACUCUCGUGGAUAAAAGAAGAGGGCUCUUCCAAUCUGAUGCUGCCCUUCUCAAUGAUGAAGAGACUAAAGCUUAUGUUAUCCUUCAGUCUUCUACCCACGGAGCUACCUUCGGCAAAGAUUUUGCUGAGUCAAUGGUGAAGAUGGGUAGAGUUGGAGUCCUCACUGGCCACCAAGGUGAAAUCAGGAAACAUUGUGCUGUGGUGAAUUAAUUGAAGAACCCUUUUUUUUUGUUGUUGUUGAAGAUUUGUUUAUUUUUGUGGCAUCUUAAAUUAAGAUGUGAAUUAAGGUUUGGCCACAAAAAAUGUACUGUUCGUGUUAAUUUAUGAGUAUGGCUUUACAAACUGCAGCUGUACAUUGUUGCUGAGUGUAAUUUGUGGGAAUAUUUUCACUGUAAAUCAUGAUUCCAACUCAAUAAAAUCCUGGACCUUUUCUUGAUUA